Molecule: messenger RNA, 507 nt
Organism: Medioppia subpectinata
Lineage: Eukaryota; Metazoa; Arthropoda; Arachnida; Sarcoptiformes; Oppiidae
Source: the annotation of a GenBank genome assembly
AUAAAGGACGCGACGCCAGCCAUUCUCAUAGGCAUUUCAUUCUUCAUAAUUCCGUCAAAUUUGAAACAAUUUUAUUCCGAAACCGAAAACAAGAAAAUGGAGACACUAUUGGACUGGAAAACAGUGCAAACAAAGAUGCCGUGGGGUGUCAUCCUAUUACUGGGCGGUGGGUUCGCUAUGGCUGAAGGCAUUGAAAAAUCAGGUCUUUCCGACUGGUUUAGCGAAGAAUUGUCUACUUUUGAAAGUAUUUCACCCCGGGUUGCGAUGAUUGCGUUAACGGUUGUCGCGGCCCUCGUAACAGAGGUGGCCAGUAAUGUUGCCUGCGCUACAGUUAUACUACCCGUUGUCAAUACUAUGGCCAUCAAAAUGGGAGUGCAUCCACUGUUGCUGAUGAUGCCGGUGACCAUCGGGGUGUCGUUCGCAUUCAUGUUUCCGGUGGCGACUCCGCCGAACGCUAUUGUAUUCGAGAGUUUAGGACUGAAGACAAUUGAAAUGGUAUUGAAAUAA